AUGCAUUUGCCAUCUGGCCAGCCAACAGCCAGAAGGGACCAUGGCGCGGCCACCAAUGCAGCUCCCACUGCCUGGGCCCUGGGGCCCCCCGGCGCCCCAGCUUUUCCAGCCAUUCGUGCUCCCCAAAACCUUCUACCCUCGAGGCAGGGACCGACCCCAACCCCUGCAGCCCAGGGACGCUCCUGCGGGGCAACAGCAGAGGUGACCGCCGGCCAUCGCUCCUGUCUCUCUCUCUCAGGCUCAGCCAACCUGUGCCGCCUGCCCGCGCGGGAGCAGCCCUUCCCUGCAGCCCGGGCACCCCAGGCCCCCCAGGCACCACCAGCAGGUCUGCAGAGGGCUCCAUGUGGCUGCCUCUUCGACCCCCGGGUCUUCCGCAUCCAGCGGGCAACCACCGACCUGCCUCCACCGGCCACCGCCACGCUUGGCCAAGGCGCCGCUUCUCUGCCGGGUGCUGCCCUGUGGGGUCCCGGGGGCUGCGGGGCCCCCCUGGCCUGGGCUGACCCAGGGACCCCCCAGGGCCAACCACAAUACCUCGCACCCUACGAAAAUCAGAGGAGCGGGGUGGCCCCAGCCCCUCCGGUGCUGCUGACAGCCAUCCCCGGCUACCAGCACACCGAGGGGCAGUUGGCGAAGACCAACAUCUCCAGCACGGCCACCCCUGCGGGGGCAGCCCCGGGCAGCGACGUCCCCCCGGGGAGCGACGUUCCUCCCCAGCCGAGCCCUUGGGGAGCCUGCAGAUGA
Harpia harpyja (harpy eagle) is the source of this 741-nucleotide messenger RNA. RefSeq names its product proline-rich protein 22-like. NCBI's taxonomy places the organism in Eukaryota, Metazoa, Chordata, Aves, Accipitriformes, Accipitridae. The record is from RefSeq and is a predicted model, not a curated record. The transcript is spliced from 3 exons. The coding region runs from base 1 to 741 and encodes 246 amino acids.